AUGAAUAUCUCAGCAAUCCAGGCCAAUCUCUCCCAAUCUUUCCGAAGCCGUCGACCGGAACUGGUAACGCUGGUGUCGGUUUUCACCGUCGCCGGUGUCACCGGCGUCGUUUUAUCAUCCUCACUGGUUUUGACCAUCGUAACGCGCCCGAAAUUGCGCACAGGUUCCGGAAUCCUCAUCGCCCAUCAACAGCUGCUGCAUGUUCUACAAACCGGGGUCAGCAAUCCCUUCUACAUUGUCGUUGGGUGGGCCGUGUGGCUGGGCGGUGUCUCCAUCACCGGGAUCGACUGCACCAUUGCGCACUUCUUCUGUCAAGUGUUCAUUUGCGUGGAGACAUGGAGCUCGGUGUUCCUGGCGGUUAACCGCUUCGUCGCGCUAAUCUACCCGCACCAAUACCGGCACAUUUCAUCGAAUGCUGCCGUUGCCGGGUUUAUAGUGGCCGCGUGGUGCAUCAGUGCCGCUAUUGAAAUCCCAGCGCUCCUGGGAAUCGGGAGUUAUUUCGGGAUGCGGCAGUUUGACUGUGGAUAUAUCCGCGUAACCGAUCACAAUAUUGUCGCCAUGCAUGGUGUUGUGGGGAUCUAUUUUCCGUUGGGGCUGCAAGCGUUCCUUUAUGCUGCUAUUCUUAUCAAUCAUCGCCAAAAAGAUCAGGGCGGACGAGUCACCAGGGUGCAGAAAAAACGGUUUGAAUUGUUUCGGUUGUUGUUCAGCUCUUAUUUGUGGUAUGUUGCCUGCUACUUGCCAUUCAUGGUGACGAUCUAUGGAUUACCCCGUUUUUUCUUCGCUGAUAAGUUGCGUGCCGGCUGGUUUUUGACAAUGCAGGAAAUCGGAUACGCUGGAAGUCCGGUAUGA
This is a messenger RNA of Paramacrobiotus metropolitanus, 849 nucleotides long. RefSeq names its product 5-hydroxytryptamine receptor 7-like. Gene Ontology annotation, cellular component: membrane. The record is from RefSeq and is a predicted model, not a curated record. Lineage: Eukaryota; Metazoa; Tardigrada; Eutardigrada; Parachela; Macrobiotidae. Gene Ontology annotation, molecular function: G protein-coupled receptor activity. The transcript has a single exon. Gene Ontology annotation, biological process: G protein-coupled receptor signaling pathway. The coding region runs from base 1 to 849 and encodes 282 amino acids.